CACUGUGCAGACACAGGGAACUUCCUUUGUCAGAGUGAUCAUAGUGAAAGGGAGUCGGCUCUGAAAUAACAGUUUGCGCCUCAACAAUGCCGGAGAGCUUCCUUUCUAAAUGCAGUGAAAGAGCUCGAUGGACAAAAGCUAGACGGUGUAUAUUUCUGUCUGUGCUGCUUUUCGGGAUGGGGACGCUCUUCAAUUUGAGAUGUCGCCAGGAGAGCCCGUUCUUGGUUCUCGUGAUCCCUGUCACACCAAACAACACAAAGGCCCGGGACAUAAUUCGCAGAACGUGGGGAAAUCAAACUGUUGUUCUGGGCCAAGAGAUCCGUCACUUCUUCCUAUUGGGACUGUCAAUGGGACAGAACGGGACGGAGCAACCUGAGCCAGAGUUGUUACAAGAGAGCAGGACAUACCAUGACAUUCUCCAGAGUAACUUCCUGGACAGCUACCACAAUCUGACCAUUAAAACGAUGGUUAUGUUCGAGUGGCUCAGCGAUCACUGCCCCUUCACCUCCUAUGCCAUGAAGGUCGACUCAGACAUAUUCCUCAACGUGCGAAACCUGGUCGAUAUGCUUUUGAAAGCCCCCCGCCAUCUCUACAUAACGGGCUCGGUGGCGAGGGAUGCUGAGGUUUUGCGGAACAGUGACUCAAAGUGGUUUCUGCCAGUCACAGCCUUCCCCGAGUCAACAUACCCGCCUUACGCCCUGGGACUGGGCUACGUGUUCUCGCUGGAUCUACCAACGAGGAUACUGAGGGCGUCCACCCACAUCAGGGCCAUUUACAUUGAGGACGUGUACGUCGGCCUGUGCUUGAGACAUUUGGGAGUUUUGCCCACGGAUCCUCCUCAAGAGGGUUUGUUCAUGACCACGGUGCCUUUUCUAACAAACUUCUGUUAUUGGACAUCUGUCAUCACAACAAUACUGGAGGACUCUGAGCAACUUUUGGAUGUGUGGGACACAUACCAGACUGAAGCACAAGGCAAAUGUUAAUCCGCUUUAUCUGUACCGCCCAAACUGCUGCUGUGUAACACUGUUUUGAAAACCACUCUGUUUACCUCACAUGUUAACAGAUAAGUAUCUCUAUUGUACGCUAAUGACAUUUGACACUGGAACAGGGGCUAGCCAGACAGAUGUGCAUUGAUGUGUAUGUAUAGAUUGCACAAAAUUUAAAUGUAUACUUUCUAGGCUCAUGGUAGUUUCCGCUGCCUCUAUUUCUGGUUCCAUGAUUCACAGGAAACAAUUGUCUCUUUUCAACAACAACCUACUCAGCUCUACGGAACUUAACACGACUCAGUCUUUUCCAUUUCAACUGAGUACCACAAUAACUCUUCUUGUCUUAAAAAAGUUACCAAUGACAAAACUAGAAACGUUUCUCUGUGUUAUUGGAGACUACACAUGAAAGAACAAUUAUUCUGUGUCCACGUUGCAAAUGUCCCGUCCUGGAUUACAAAACGAGAUGUAAAUAUCUGUUUUGGUUUUUUUAAUGAUUGUUUUCACAUUAUUUAUUUUCAAAAUUUUAUACAUUUCAUGUUUCAUGUUGUGCUGUUUCAGGGAAAGUAUUAAAGUUCUGAAAUUAUUUGAUGAUUGCAUCUAGUGACUUUAAUGACUGCUACUUUUGGUACAGAGGAAUUGGCAACAGUGGAGCUAGCUCACUUUGAACAGUGGCCUAGGAAGUGUUAUAAAUAACUGGUACUAGGAGUUACAAUCUAAUAGAAAACCUGUUUUAAGUAGCACCAAGUAAUGCAAAAGGGUCAGUUGUCUGCAUUAUGUCCCACGGGAACUGUCAGUUGCAGACUGCAGUACCACCAAAUAAGGUAGUUGUGAGCAAAAUAUCAGUAUAACCACAUAUGAUGUGCAAUAAAUUGAGUCACACUCACACAACUGAAACACUUCUCUUUGGGCUGGGAAACCACAACAUAUGUACGAAUAUGUAUAUAUGUCUAUGUGGGAAACAAAUAAGGGGGAACAGCACCUUCCUGUGGUCUGGAGGUAAAAUAGACAACAUAAACACAGUUCGGAUGAAACAUUGUACUUGCUUUAUAUAAUUUACUAUCAUUGAAAAUAUCAGCAGUUGCAAGUCAACCUAACUAUAUGUAAACAAAGCAUUAUAAAUUUAUUAUGACAAAAAAAUGGAAAUCUUGAAAUUCGUCUUCCAGAAAAACGGCUUUGUGUCUCUUGAAUUGCACCUUGUCACACUGACAAAAACAUGGAGUAAUAUCAAGCAAUACAAGAACAGCCUGCUGUUGUAAAAGAUUUCUCUGCAUGGUCACAUCAAAUUAUGUUAGACUGCACAAUGAAGCACGGGGGUGGUAGCAUCAUGCUGUGGCGAUGUUUGUCAUCAGAGAAACUGGUCAAAACUGAAAGUGGUCCACAAAAAAGGA
Messenger RNA from Menidia menidia (Atlantic silverside), 2374 nucleotides. Lineage: Eukaryota; Metazoa; Chordata; Actinopteri; Atheriniformes; Atherinopsidae. The record is from the annotation of a GenBank genome assembly.